Trichoderma atroviride IMI 206040 is the source of this 1170-nucleotide messenger RNA. RefSeq lists its product as uncharacterized. NCBI's taxonomy places the organism in Eukaryota, Fungi, Ascomycota, Sordariomycetes, Hypocreales, Hypocreaceae. The record is from RefSeq and is a predicted model, not a curated record. Gene Ontology annotation, molecular function: ubiquitin binding. Gene Ontology annotation, biological process: Golgi organization; nuclear membrane reassembly; autophagosome assembly. Gene Ontology annotation, cellular component: nucleus; cytosol.
CAGGCCGUUCAGUACCUUGAAUCAAACGGCUGGGAUAUGCUGGCCGCCUGCAACUCCUACUUCCACGACGAGGAUGAGCGAAACGACGAACGACGCAGGCAACAGGCCGAGGAGGGCACGCUCGAGCAGUACAGCGGCCCACGCACCUUGGACGGUCGCCCUGCCCCUCAAGAAGACUUCUCCAGUGCGGCGUCUCGGAAAUCGAAGCAGCCAAAGAAGAAGGGAAUUGCCACGUUGGGAUCACUGGGAGGCUCAGCUGCUCACCACGACGACGAUGACGAGGACGACGACUACGAUGAUGACGAUGAAGACGAUGGACGGGGCAAUCUGUUUGCCGGCGGCGAAAAGUCUGGACUUGCGGUUCAGGAUCCCACAUCAGAAGGUGGCUCAAGGAAGAUCAUCAGUGACAUAUUGGCCAAGGCCAAGGCCAACUCACGUCAGUCAGAUGCCAACCCCGAAGCCGGCCCUUCUCGCCAGACUCAUUUCCGCGGUACCGGCGUAACACUUGGAGGAGAUGGCGUGGAGAGCCGAAGCAUCCCCGAUGCUCGCGGUGCUGAGCAGAGACCUGCGGGACCCCCAGUGGAACGAGUGCUUCACAUCUGGCACGAUGGAUUCAGCAUCGACGAUGGCGAGCUUCGUCGUUUUGAUGACCCUCAAAACGAGGCCGAUCUUCAGCUGAUCCGCUCUGGUCGGGCUCCUCUACAUCUGAUGAACGUCCAGCACGACCAGUCCGUCGAUGUCAAACUCCACCAACACGAUAGCCCAUACAAACAGCCGCCGAAGCAGUACAAGCCCUUUUCCAGUGCUGGCCAUCGCCUUGGCAGCCCAGUCCCUGGCGCCACAGCUGCGCCAUCCUCGACCCAAACCGCUGCUCCCUCUGGAGCUUCCUCGUCGUCUGCUGCUCCCGCGCCAACCAUUGACGAUUCACAACCGACAAUCAUGAUCAGAAUCCAGAUGCCCGACGGAUCUAGGCUGCCUGCCCGUUUCAACACCACGCAUACGGUGGGCGAUGUAUACGGCUUUGUUCAGGGCGCCUCAGUAGAGACUCGUGAUCGAGCCUGGGUCCUGGCUACAACUUUCCCCAACAAGGAGCACACAGAUAAGGCUCUUGUUUUGGGUGAGAUGGCCGAGUUCAAAAAGGGUGGAACGGCUGUUGUUAAGUGGGCAUAG